GAACGUGAACACUUCCUUUUUGUUGCGAGUGUAAAGGGACAGUGAGCAGCAGUAUCCAGUAACUACAGCGGACACGCAAUUAUUGGGUCAGAUGUUAGUUGCAGCCUAAUGUGAGGAGCAUAACUAAGGUUAGGGUUACACACAGUAUGCACUCUGGAAGGUCCAUUUGUUUGUCCUACAGCCAAGUACGCCAUAUAUGACAAAGAUUCGAAGGUGGAUUGAGUGAAACUUUGUCAUCGAUCCUCCCAGUACAUCCAUGUGUAUAAUUUUCUUCAAGUUUGACCCCCGGCCUGCGUCCAAAAAUGCCUACAGGCUAAUUUUGGCUGCAAACAGAGAUGAGCUCUACAACAGGCCGUCCAAAGCUGCCGACUAUUGGGGGACCAAUAGUGAGAUCCUCAGUGGCCUGGACCUGGAAAAUGGUAAGGAAGGUGGAUCAUGGCUAGGGAUCAGCAAGCGGGGCAAGCUGGCUGCAAUCACCAACUACAUGGAAGGACGGAUCAACCCUGAUGCACAAGGAAGAGGAUUUCUUGUGUCUAACUACCUUAUGGAUAAGGAUCAUGACAGCUACUCCUACCUGAAGAAGGUGUCGACAGAAAGCCACCUGUACAACGGCUUCAACCUUAUCACAGCGGAGUUCAAAGCCAAACAAGACAUUGUGUGUUACUAUGGAAACAGAGGCAGCCCUGAACCCAUCCAUCUAAAACCAGCAGGAAUCUAUGGCUUGAGUAAUUCGUUGCUGGACACGCCAUGGAGGAAACUGCUACAAGGCAAGCGUCACUUCACCAGCGUUGUCAGCGACCAGUCCCUGUCCUGCGAUGGACUGGUGCAAGAGCUGCUCAACGUCCUCAAUAAUGAGGAGCUGAACACACCUGAUCCAGCUCAGGAGAGCCAGGGGGAUGGCUACAGCAAGGACAUGAUCCAGGCUCUGUCAGCGGUGUGUGUUCGCUCCCCUCAUUAUGGCACAAGGACCAACACAAUUAUUCUGAUCGACGCAGAAGGCAAUGUGACCUUCACAGAGCGCACCAUGCCCAACUGUGACACAACAAGCAAAUGGAACACCAGUUCUUUCCAGUUCAAACUGCAGGUGUGAAGACGUGAUGGAGGAAACCCACUCUGUGCCUUUUACACCCCCCCCCCCACCCCCAGCAGCUAUGCGAACGUGAACACUCAUCUGAACUUUUUCUACAGCUGGUCGGCACUAGCUGCCUCAUUGACAUCAGUGAUAUGUAUUUCUUAUUCUUAAUUUAAGGUAAAAUCUUUUGAAAAUGUGUUCUAAUUUAAAAGAUUGCCAAAGAACAUUUAUAAUUUUGUAGAGGACAAUAUUUUACCUACAUGUCACAAAACAGCAGGGUUGGGAUGCUUCAGUAGGUACAAUUACAUUACAGAUUGCUGGUGGACUGCUUUGAACUGCAAUCAAAACUAAUAUUAUUUUAUUAUUGUUGGUGUCAGAUUUAUCUUUAAAUCCAUGAUAUGGAGUGAAUAUAUUCUUUAUGCACAAUUUCCAAUUUAAAAUUAUUUUCUGUUAUACACAAUGGGAAUUCAUGGGGUUACCCGUGGUGUAAUCUGAGUUAAGGUCACAGUAAUUGUCAGACAUUACCAGCUACUUUUUAAAUUCCUGAUACUGUAGCCCUGUUACAAUUAAUGCAUUAGUUAUGCCCCAACUCUGCACCACAGUGGUCUCAGUGUUACGUACAACACAUUUCAAUGUGAAAUGCAGAAAGUUUCAGGCUGUGGAUCUCUGACAACUUCCGUGGUUGAAUAAUGCCUUUUACAGCUGCUUAACAAUAAAAACAAUUUAUCUAAACGCUA
Micropterus dolomieu (smallmouth bass) is the source of this 1809-nucleotide messenger RNA. RefSeq names its product transport and golgi organization 2 homolog (Drosophila) (gene tango2). Bases 257 to 1090 code for a protein of 277 amino acids. Gene Ontology annotation, biological process: protein secretion; Golgi organization. The transcript is spliced from 11 exons. Gene Ontology annotation, cellular component: Golgi apparatus. Lineage: Eukaryota; Metazoa; Chordata; Actinopteri; Centrarchiformes; Centrarchidae. The record is from RefSeq and is a predicted model, not a curated record.